Molecule: messenger RNA, 2675 nt
Organism: Ictalurus punctatus (channel catfish)
Lineage: Eukaryota; Metazoa; Chordata; Actinopteri; Siluriformes; Ictaluridae
Gene: cldn19
Product: claudin 19
Exons: 5
Coding region: 507-1163 (218 amino acids)
Biological process (GO): cell adhesion; bicellular tight junction assembly
Cellular component (GO): bicellular tight junction; plasma membrane
Molecular function (GO): structural molecule activity
Source: RefSeq, a predicted model, not a curated record
GUGUGUGUGUCUGUGUGUGUGUUUUCCCCUCCUAUUACUGCUGCUCAGCCUCCCGAGCACCAGUACUGGAGUGUGACAAGAUCAGCUAUGCAGUGUGUGAACCAGCUCUCAGCUCAAGCCUGGUGGUAAAUCCUGGCCAGCACACACUUCAAAAGGUUUGUUGGAGACUUCUGCUGGUUCUGCUGAUUGAGCUGAGUGCAAGGAAAGCACAGAGCUCCAGAUGCCAUUUGCUGAAGUGGAUGUGAGUAAUAAGAGGACACACCGAGUGACCAGAAAGUCGGCGAGCGGAAGAAACCAUUUCCUUUUGUUUGCCUUCUGAAGAACCUUGAUUACUACUUGUUUCCGCCGCGUACGGAAACGUGAGGGCUUUGCUCGAAGCUCAAAACGUCUUUAUGGGAAAGUAGUCGUGGUCUUUGUCUAGAACAGUAUUCUGAUUUGAAUUCCUAGAACUAAAGCAAAAACAAGAGAAAAUCCAAGCAAAUAAAAAGGACUUAAUAAGUGUAAGGAUGGCGAAUUCAGGAUUUCAGCUCCUGGGCUACUUCUUGGCUCUGGGCGGAUGGAUCGGGAUCAUCUCGACUACGGUGCUGCCCCAAUGGAAGCAGUCGUCGUACGCAGGAGACGCCAUCAUCAUGGCAGUGGGGCUGUACGAGGGUCUGUGGAUGUCCUGUGCAUCCCAGAGUACAGGACAGGUGCAGUGCAAGAUCUUCGACUCGCUGCUGUCCCUCGACAUCCACAUUCAGACGUGCCGAGCUCUGAUGGUCAUAUCUGUGCUGAUGGGCUUCAUUGGCAUUAUAGUGAGUGUAGUGGGCAUGAAGUGCACCAGGGUGGGUGACAACAACCCUGCCACCAAGGGCAAGAUCGCUGUGGCAGGAGGAGGCCUCUUCCUACUCGCAGGUUUGUGUACGCUGGUGUCUGUAUCCUGGUAUGCAACGCAAGUCUCUGUUCACUUUUUCGAUCCAAACACACCUCUGAAUGCCAGGUAUGAAUUUGGCUCCGCCCUGUUUAUUGGAUGGGCGGCGGCCUGCUUGACGAUCCUGGGAGGCUCCUUCCUCUGCUGCUCCUGCGCUAACGAGGCCCGAGGAGGGCAGCAGUACUACCGGCAAUCGCAACCCUCUACUGCCAGGGAGGCUGAGUUAUUGAGUGAGACUAGUUUCCCUGACUGACCAAACCUCCCUGCCUUUACUCGAGGACUGGUCAAGCUCCGCUCUCUGUUUUUGUCCCUACUCUACUUCUACCUAGAUUUCAAAUAUCGGAUCUUUGUCUGUCUGCUAUACACCGUGUCACGUCUUCAUUCUUUAAGUCAGAACCCGAUGAAGAAAAAAUGUGGGUCGAAGCCACACUUUUUUGUGUGUGUUUGCAUGUGUGUGCGUAUGUGUGUGCGUGUGUAUUAUCCUCUGUCCCUAAAUCGUCGUUAUAAAUGUGUACGCAUUAUUCUCUCUAACAUUAUUCACGCAACAAGUAUGAAUUUUUACUUUAAUUUUUUUUUUUUGCAAACUUAAACGUGUCUUUUUCUUUUAAAUUGCAGAGCAAAUGUUAAAAGUUCUCCACCAGACAAAGGGGAGCAGUUCUUGUAGUUUGGGAGAGGGCAACUCCGUUGGUCUCACGCUGGGUUAGAUUUUGGCAACUGACAAGACACUCUCUUGGUAAUAAAUAAGUACAAUUUAAAAAAGUUACAGUUUAAGAUUAAAUUUUUUUUUCAAUGUUAACAACAACAACAACAACAACAACAACAAAAACAACAGAAAUGACGUACUACUGUUAUAAACCAUCUGUACUGUUUGCCACCUUGUACAUGCUUCUGAAUGCAUUCUUAAAUAUAAAAAAAUAAAAAAUACAAAUAAAAAAAUAUGACGUGAUAUUGUACUGUACAGGCCUAGUAUUGCUUUAUAUGCCACUGAAAAUAAAAAGAAAUAAAUCAGCAUGGAGUGAGCCAAACGUAGAGAUUGUGAAACUAAAAAGAAAAGAAAGUGUUUUUUUUUUGUUUUUUUUUUUGUAAUAUUAGACCUCAGUUGUAUCUUUCAUGAGACUUGAUUCAGGGUACAUUAACGAUGCAUUUGAUCAGUUAUGCAAGAUAUUGUGUAACAUAAUACUGUUUAAACUUAUAACCAAGCUUUCACUUACAUUUGACUUUUUUUUCUUUCCUAAUCUGAAAACAACACACAUGACUUUCCUGUUCAUUCUUGGAAUAUCCUUCAUUUCAGAGGAUUAUUCCUCACCGUAAUGGCAUUUUAUUGUGUUGUUAUAAACAAACACUGGGCUGCAUUUGAUUUGAUAAGUGCAGUUUCAAUAAAAUGAACCCCCCCCCCCCCCCCCACACACACACACAGAACAGACGCUUUGUCCUGUUGCAUUUUUUUUUUCUUUGAUUUUUUUUUGGUUUGCUGUCUUUUUUUAAACACUUAGUGCACAAAUGAUUUGUGGAACUGAAUUUCAGAUUCUUGACUUGCUCAGGAGUUCGGUUCAGCACACACUGAGAGGCACUCGUCUCCUUUCUUUGAUGAUGGCUGUUUGUUCGCUUGUAAUCACAAAUCCUAUUGUUCUGGAUGUUUUCCAGCCAACAUGUCUCCUAAUAUUGAAGUAUGUAUCAUCUCAGAUAAAGUGUCUUCUGUUUUUUCUGGGUUUUUUUUUUUUCUGUUUUGAAAUGAAAUUAAAAAAAAAAAAACAUUCAAAGUGAA